ACUGGUAAUGGCUCCAAAAGGUCACCACUUACAGGCUAUUCAUGCCCGGGCCACCUUUCGGGUGGCUUAAUCAUCAUCAAUCAAUCAAUCUCAAAUUGGGCAAUAUUACAUUCCAAGUUGGGCGUGUUUGUUGACAUUCCUAAGGGUGGCACAGAGGGUCGUGGAGGCCCCAGCACCAGCAGCAACUCGCCGCCGCCACACCACGCUACAGCCUGCCUUGCUUACACAAACACACCUCUCCAAAAUAGAGAAACUUCUCUGGUUACUGGUAACUAUGGCAGAUGACAUUGAUGACCUACUGGAUGAGGUGGAAGAAAGUUUCACAAAUUCUAAGUUAAGAAAAAAAGAUAAAAUUUGUGAAAGUGUCAAGUCAGAUGACCUGAAAGAUCUGCUUGAUGAGUUUGAGCCACCGCCACAACCAAUAGACUCAGGCAACAUUUCAGACAUUGCCAGCUCAAAGUCAGGAGGGAGUAGAAAGUGUAGUACACCCAUCCUCAGUGGGACAACUUGCCCAAAAGGAAUGUCAACAGGUGCCACUCUCAGAGCAUGUGAUAAGCUUCGGUGUGUUUUGUGCGACUCCUUUGUAAUAUUGAUUGAUGGAUUUGCCUGGGCCGAGAAAACAGAUUAUCUCUUUCUCCGUAAUAAUUACCCCGACAUCAGUCGCUUGAGAGCUCGUCUGGAUUCUCAGCGUGGGAUUCGAGCAUAUGCUUGUCAGUGCCAGCACCGUUCUGUAAGAGAAACCAAGAAUGUUAACAGUGAAAGUAACUUAAAAUGGGUAUGUGGGGGACAUUAAGAAACAAGAAUGUAGCAUUAGUGUUCUGUGAUAGUUACUUGUUUUAUGAUGAGUAAACAGUAUAGUGACACAGUACUUAAAAUUUACUGUCAUCUAUGUUUCUGUGUAUACAGUGCAUGAUGGAUGUCAAACAUAACCCAUUAACAGUGUUUUAUAUUAAAAAUACAAGAAGUUUACCCUAUGAUAAGCAAUACAGUAUUAGUUAUAUCUAGAUUAUAAUUUAUUUAUGAAUUACCGGUAUGUAUUUAAAGUUUUAAACUACGGGUAAUUAUUUUUAUUAUUUAACUAGUGAACCAGUUAUGCUUUAUAUAAUUUAUUUACAUUUACCUGUUGUAGCAUAAAUAUCUUUAUAAUGAGGUGCACUUGCAUAACUUUCUGCCAGUGUUGUGUGAAGACGUUGACAACCUCUUAAAGGCAUAAUUAAUAAUUUAUUGAUAAUGUCUUCAGAUAUAUGCUUCCUGCAAAAUGAGCAGGAUAAGAAGUUUUCAUUUUAACCAGGUCAUUAUUCUUAUUAGUUUACCUCUUCUUGAAACUUCUUUUAAUGGAUUAAUUGUUUAUUAAGUGGAAAAUUAAAUGAGACAAAAUAUAUUGAAGAAAAUUCAAAAUAAUUGCACAAAGAUUUAUUAUAAUUAUGAAUAAUAAUACAGUAGAUAAAAAUGUCAGGUUCACCAUUUGUUGGAAGUGGGUAAUUAUUUGUAUUUGACCUUGCCAAUUUGAUCUGCCUGACUUCAAUUUUGAUGCAUGCUUCAGGGUACAUACCAGUAAAUUAAUAAUUGAGCAUCUUUA
Molecule: messenger RNA, 1579 nt
Organism: Procambarus clarkii (red swamp crayfish)
Lineage: Eukaryota; Metazoa; Arthropoda; Malacostraca; Decapoda; Cambaridae
Product: cilia- and flagella-associated protein 418
Cellular component (GO): cytosol
Source: RefSeq, a predicted model, not a curated record